GCAAAAAAUGCACUUUUAAAGAUGAAACUGAAAAUUAUGAAAUGAUAUGCUAGUUCAUAUUUUUGGCAGAACUCGGUGACAAUGGCACAUUUUGCCACCUACAAAACUGCGUGCACAAAGGGCUUAAACCGCUUAAAGACCGUUUAAUCUCAUGGAUUUCAGUCGUUUUUAGUUUCAUGUGAAAAAACUCGAGGCAAAAGGCAACUGUGGUUCUCAAAGGAGAUGAGAACAGAACGAAACGGAACUCGGAUACAAUGGGCGUGGCCGGGUCGAAGACUUUACGGUGUUAAAUGCUCAUAUUACGAGCUGGCCAGGAGUCACUCUAUGAAAAAGAGUUAUGCGGAAUGAGGCUUAGGGCCGUUCAGUUUCGUUCGGUUCAGUUCCGUUCUCUGUUCCAGGAUUUCCUAGAUCUACCGUUCUCGCCCGGUCCCGAUCUGCCGAUCCCGAUUGUAUCUUGGCAGCGCAUCCGUUCCGGUGGAGAUCGUGCUGGAUGGAUAUGCUUUAUAUGCUGAUGGAAGUUAGGAGAUGGUGCGAACUGACAAUUGACACAAUUACCAGGACGGCCAAAUCCGCAAACCGCUGCAAUGCCAUUUUGACAGCAAUUGUCCUGUCCAACAAUGUGAUCUGGGAUCUGAAAUUUUGAAUUUCGCUUCUCGAGAGGAAGGGGGCUAACAGUAGCCAUUCUAACGGGGUUUCGUAGGCGGCUUUGGCUUGCAGUUGAACAAUGGCAAAGGACAAAAAGGAGUGCAGCAGCAAGGACACUCCCGCAAAAAGGUGUGAAAAUUUCAAGGGCCGCUUGAUAGAUCGAGUGGGCUCGACACCCCGAUGGCCGGGGGCGGAUCGUAACUCUUUUUAUGUGGGCUCUUCGACCGGCGGUUUGAUUAACUCCGGAAAACCCUAACGGUGCUCGGCCGCUGACAAUGGGCGUCGUGGCUGAUGGCAGCUAAUCAACAGUAAAAUGCAUAAAAUUAAGUGAGCAUUGAAAGGGCAUUAUCGGGAAUAAGGGUCUUUGCGCCGGCUAUUAGAAUUGUUUCACACUAUACGCACAUAACUGUACCGCGAGCGGUUCUCACCCAAAUAGAUACCGAUCACAGAGCUCCGAGUUGGAACAAUGGUCCAAAACGUUGACAGUUCAUCAAAACGAAUGAAGCAUGCAAAAUGAAUGUGCCAUCAGCGAUGGCAAAUACCCUGCAAUCGCUGCUCAGUGCAGUGACUGGUGCACUGGAAAAGGGGUUUGGAAAUCUUGCUCACUUAAGUAUUCAUGUUCAGAUAUUGGUCCUUCCAGAUGAUCGCAGUGUAGCUGUAGGAGCAGAGAUCUCCCACUCGGAAAUCAUGCGUGAAAUGUUGCUUUCUUUGGAUUCCUUUCUCUUGCUCGUCUUGUGUGUGCGAGUAUUUCAGUAUUUUCCCAACCCGAGCAUUCUCAUUUUCCUCUGACUAUGGCGAUGGGCGUGGACAGUGACACACCCCUCGAUCCCCUGUCUCCUGGCCAUCUUCCUGGGGUCCUGACAACGGGACAACGGGACAACAGGACAACAGGCACAAUGAUGGCGUAAGGAAGUAGCAAGUUAGUUUUGCCCAUUUAAAUAGCACUCUGGACACCGAGCUCUUUGUGCGUCGAUUUGACGAGCAUUAAAUGGCACUUUUCCCGUGUGGGGUCUCCCCAUCGAUCAAUCGAUCGAUCGUUCGAUCGAUCGGCCCAAUCUUGAGUCAGAACCUUGAACUUAUCGCGCACAAUUUCAAUAUUGGGCUUCGCAGCUCAGCGCAGUCGAUCAUUCAAAGUUCAUUGAGUUGCUGGGAUGUUUGGCCGGUGCAAACAUAAGACGAUAGACGCGCUGUCGCCCCAAUUUGGAAGAUGCAACUCGCUCGGCAGAUAAGAGGACUCCAAAGCAUGGCCGGUCUGCGAGGAAAAUGUCAUUUGGGUAAUCAAAACCGCACUAAUUGGCAUAGUAAUGCAAUACUGCCUUGGGAUUUGGGAUCCGGAUUUCAUAUUCCGGACUGGAGAUCUGCUCGAGAUCUUUUCGCUCGACUGGUCAGCGGUGAAUGAAGGAAGGCUCUAUUAGGAGCGGCUCGACGUAUCUCGAUUAAAGAGAUGCCAUAAUUGAGCAGCCUUUUGCUGGAUGUGGGAUUAGGAGCCAUAGGAUAACAAUUAGCCAAAGGAUUUGACGACGGAAGCUAUGGCCAUUGUGGGUUCCCUUCCAGUACUUAACUUGUGUCUUUUUUAGUCGGGGUUCUUUUUGCCGAGCUGUGCACUUCCGUUUGCGGAAGUGGCUAAGGCAAAUCCCCAGACACAUCGAGCCGAGCAAUACCUGUUCCCAUUAUCCUCUGCAAGUGUGCACUUUGCAUAUGCCAAGGAAAACAAACAAGUGAUCCUAGGUCCUCGAUUCCCGACUCUCGAUCCUGGUUAGUCUUUUUCGCUUAGCCCAAACACUCUGCUGCGAGAGGAGAGGGCCUUUGUCCGCCCGAGGAGCACGUGUAAUCCCCGUUCACUUCCUCGCCGGCCGACUACUUACUUCCUCAUUUGCAUCGCAGGAUAUAGGGAUAUGGACGGGCCCAAGUGCCUUUCCUGAUGGGCUUAGGCGGCCAUCGUGGCUGAGAAUUAACUGAAUGACGGCCAAACUAAUCAUACAUUUGAAAGUAAUCUCAUUUCAUCAAUUGUGCUGAGGAACGGCCUUUCAAGGAGUUCCUUUUGGAGGAAGUUGGAAGAAUGAACUAAGCACGAUUCUUUCAAAUAGCGCUGCAUUAGUGAAAUAUAUUUGAUGAUAUCAAAAAGAUAAUUUAUUACCAGAAACUUACCAUCACAUCGAGAUGAAAAUGCGGAGGAGAGCGCUGCUCUUUGCUUAUCCCAAACUAGGGGUUUUUUUAGGGAUAAAAAGCGGGAAUACAGUUUCUCAGAAACAAAAUGGCAGUCCUAAUAUGCGAUAAGUUGCUUUCAACUUACGUUUACGACAGGGGCCAUUUGAAGCUAAGGCUUCCAAUAUGUGACUGUUAACCCAUUAAGACAAAGGGCCGCGAAAGGAGUUAACGGCAAUUCCCCGAAACUAAGCACGAAUCCAAAUCCAAGCCACUCCUCACCCUUUUUUGGACGGGUCGGUCGGGUCAUAUAAGGCAAAACCCCUUUCAGUCAAUUAGUCGCUGAUUUUCUUUGUCACCUAGCAGCGGACCAAUAUAAAAAUCGCAGCCACAAUGGGCGGAGGAGAGAACCCUUUUUUUUAAGGACAGCCGAUGUCUGAAAUGUCAGUUUAUGGCUCCUUAAAAAACAGCAGCGGCUUUAGGGUCCGCGGACUCGGAAUGAGGCCUUUUCGCACGAAGCGUCCAUUAUGCAAUAAAACUCUGGAUGUUUUUUAGGCAACAGCAUAACAGCCUAAUACAGCGCAUAUUGUGGGUGGGCAACCCGUUCGGGCAUCAGGUAGAUGAUUCCGUAAAAAACGCGCCCAAGGUCACCACUCAAAGGAUUGCACAAAUAUUGCAUCUUUGGUUCGGAGCUCAUUAUGGCGAAGCAACAGCAGUCCGAGUAUAUGAAUAUAUGGUUUUAUGGCCUGCUGUUUUUUAAGUUUUUUUCGCUGAAUCUGGUUUUUACACCGAACUUGGCAACUCUUUGGCUUCAACUUCGGCCGCGACUUUUUAUGGCAUCUGCUCGGGAUCGAUUGGGCUGGGUUAUACGUUUGUCCAGGAUCUGGAAGGGCUCGGGCCCGGGAACCGCAGGUAAGGGAUCGACUCAAUGACGGCGACGUGACCGUCCGAGUUUUAGUUUAAUCCACCAUUUUUACGGUUGGAUUAGCGCACGGAUUAGCGGAUAAGUUCGCGGUUUUUUACUGAUUACCAUAUCGAUCCUUCUUUUUAUUUGCAAUCCACCCAAUCCCACUGAAUGGGAAGUCGUAAAAAGAGAAUGAAUGAAAGUUAGCAAGGGAAUAUGGAAAUCUGAUCAACGUAUAUAAAGUAGGUAUUGUUGAUAGGAUUUGAUAUCAUUUCUGCGUAACAAAUCUAAGCUACAGAUUUGGACACACUGACCGUCAUGUCCUCGAAGUAGCUGCAGUAAGUAUCCAGCAUAACAUUUCCCAUGGAUGAUAGCCAACAUUGUACCGCUACCCACUUCCGUUGGCCGUCGAGGCGACCGUUAGGACAAACAGUUAACAAAGUGAAACAACUUGUCGAGGAUCCCACAUCCCACGCCGCAGCGGAAGCCAAAGGGAUAAAGGACGUAGAAUCAAGGAUGUUUAAGGAGGAGGGCAAACACGAGCAGUCAACACUGGCGGACACUUGUCGCAAUGAUCCUGGACUCUCGAUUCUCGAUCCUCGGGCUGGCGGCGUCAUGAAUCAAAUGGGCAGACUGGCGAGUGUCCUUGUCGAGAUUCCGGGAAGCCGAGUUUUCAUUGCCGAAAUAGGAAAAGGAUGCGAAUUACGCCAGCCGAAAAGGACUGAAAAUUGCAAGAACGCCAGAACUCGGCCUAAUUUCCAUAAUUUGUCACGCACAAUCCAACGAAUUCGCCAUCACAUAGAUACACAGAUUCUAGAUGGGCUGGUCAGCAAAAGGAUUUCGGGACAAAAGCGCAAAACAAACGGAUUUAGCCAUCACAACCCUUGGAUGUUGUGCAUCUUUUAUCAACAAACCAGAUUCCAUCUCUUUUCUUUGACCAGAUGCCUCUCUUCCUGGCCAGAAAAGUAUGAUUUGACUGUAAUUAUAAUAUACUACGGUCAGGGGGUCUUUGAUAUGCGAAACGUUCUGGAAGAUUCAAAAGCAUGCUGAAAUAAACCAGUCCAGAAAAGAAUAGCGAGAAUAGAAUGUCUAAUUGCGGUUUAUUCUUAAAACAACAUUAGAAACGUAUUCAGCAGUUACUUAAAUCUAAAGACUUAGUAACUAAAGAUUUUUAAGUUUGGUUUUUGGGUAAGGGCUUUAUCAUUUAGAUAUCAAAGCAAGUAAGUUAGGUACAAUUGUAAUAAUACAUCAAUUGCACAAUGCUGGUAUAUACAAAAAUGGGGUUUCCUCAAACUUGGACUUAUAACAUCGCAAUGAACGCCUAUGAAAAUAAAGCCGAAGUUUAAAACUCUACAAUGAUUAUGAAUACUUUUAGCCCAUUCCAUGAAAACGAAAUGUAAAGCACUGCAAAGGUGGUACGAAUUUUCCUAUUUUUUCCCAUUGAAUAUUAAAACCAAGAAAAAACCAUAUCCUUUCGCGGAAACUGAUGAAACAUAAAGUUCGAAAACUCUUUGUACUUUUUUUUUUAAAUUACGUUAAAUGGCGAACUAACAAUAGCACAAAGAACUAUGAUUUUUGCGAAAACUGCGAAAACCAAAUGAGGGAAAGGGCAGCCGCACCCUUGUAAAACCCUUUCGAAUGCGGCGAGACAGAGAGGGCAACAGGGCAGAGCGGGACAGAGUCAGAAGCAGAGCCAGAAUCACCCCUUUGCCCUUUGGCCUUUGUACCGCCUACCUGCUUCGUACCGCUUCGGCUGGCCGCUCGUGUCCGCCAUUUCGAUGUGAAUGAGGCGUCGGCGCAGCCUCCGGAUUUUCGGUAUAAAUGCAGGGGGUUCCGACGAGAGGAAAUCAGUUUGCGUUCGACAUCGUCAGCGUGAAGAUAUAGCAAUAUCAGAGCUAGAUCACCAGUCUAUAUAGCGUCAAUCAGUUGGAUUAAACCCAGAGACCAUACACCGAACACCAUGCUAAUGCACGAGAAACUCAUGGCCGGGCAGUUCUUCGAUCUCAAGACUGAUCGCAAACCCCUGAUGCACCACCACCAGUACCAGCACCACCAGCAGCAACCACUGCACCACUUGCCGCACAGCCAAUUGCCGGUUCAGGGAUCCUUGGGCCUGCCCAAAAUGGAUCUGUACACGGCCUACGCCUACCAGCAGCAGUUGCUGGGAGCUGCCCUCAGUCAGCAGCAACAACAGCAUCAGCAGCAGCAGCAACAUCAGCAGCUGCAGCAGCAGCAGACCUCCUCUGCAGAGGUCCUGGAUCUUUCCCGUCGAUGUGACAGCGUAGAGACGCCCAGGAAGACUCCCUCGCCGUAUCAAACAAGCUACAGCUACGGCAGUGGUUCCCCCUCGGCCUCGCCCACCAGCAGUCUUCUGUAUGCGGCCCAAAUGCAACAGCAGCAAAAUCAGCAGCAACAGCAGCAGCAGCAACAAUUGGCCUCCCUGUAUCCCGCUUUUUACUACAGCAACAUCAAGCAGGAGCAAGCCACGCCCACUGCUGCUCCGCCCAAGGUCACACCAACCGCCAACCUUCUGCAAACCUUUGCUGCCGCCUCUGCUGCGGCCGCCGCUGCUGCUGCCGCUUCUUCGACCAACUCACCAAGACCCGCCAGCAACGCCAGCACAAUGCAGAUAGACGUUCUGGAGAAUCCCCAGUCCCCGGCUGUUGAGGCCACCACGCCCACCACCUCCAGCAGCGGCGAGGCGGGAAAGAGCACCCGUCCCUUCAAGGCCUUUCCCCGGGAUCCCUUGGUCAUAGCUGCCAAUUUCGCAGCCACUGAUGUCCUUCUGGACAAUCCGCGAGUGGAGCGCUACACGGAAUACCGGAAGCGAGUGCUUGAGCAAAUCCGCAGCUCCAACGGAGGAUCGCGCACCGUAACCAACCCAAAAAUGCGAAGGACCAACUCAAGAAGUGGAUCCGUCAACGAAGGCAGCUCCUCAAACAACAACAGCGAAAGCGAGGAUCGCGCUGCUGCGGAGGAGUCAAGCGACUGCGACUCCCAGGCGGGAAACUUCGAGGGCAAGUCCGCCACCAGCAGCUCCAGCAACUUGGCUAACGCUACUGCAGCGAACUCCGGUAUCAGCUCGGGCAGCCAGGUUAAGGAUGCCGCCUACUACGAGAGGCGUCGCAAGAACAAUGCUGCCGCCAAGAAGUCCCGCGAUCGCCGCCGCAUCAAGGAGGAUGAGAUCGCCAUCAGGGCCGCCUAUCUGGAGCGCCAGAACAUCGAGCUCUUGUGCCAGAUAGACGCACUCAAGGCCCAGCUGGCCGCCUUCACCUCCGCCAAAGUAACCACCGCCUAAAGGUCCACUCCUCUCUUGAUGCGUUGAACGCGAGGAUCCGAAUCGUAUGUCCUGUUUUUGGGUCAGCUUAUCUGUGAAUAGUUUAGGGGGCUCAACUUUCUUUUUUUUACACACUCGCAUUUAAGUACUUUAAGUCCUUGGAGUAUACGUUAUAUUUGGAAAAUGUAUUAGCUGUAGUGCAUCUCGCAAUCUCACCAGUUAACUAUCAAUGGAAUCAUCUAUAGUUGUAGAAGUCCCAGCUAGCCAGUAAUGUUUAACUUGUAAGUGAAUUUUUUUCAUAGCCCUAAGGAAUCAAUUAUAAUAAAUUAUCCAAAAUAAUUAUA
Messenger RNA from Drosophila sechellia, 7315 nucleotides. It is a transcript of the gene gt, whose product is annotated as transcription factor giant. The record is from RefSeq and is a predicted model, not a curated record. The transcript has 2 exons. Gene Ontology annotation, cellular component: nucleus. Lineage: Eukaryota; Metazoa; Arthropoda; Insecta; Diptera; Drosophilidae. Gene Ontology annotation, molecular function: DNA-binding transcription factor activity, RNA polymerase II-specific; RNA polymerase II cis-regulatory region sequence-specific DNA binding. Gene Ontology annotation, biological process: regulation of transcription by RNA polymerase II. The coding region runs from base 5655 to 6992 and encodes 445 amino acids.